AUGACUCGCAAUGGUCUUCAGCUCUUUCUUGUUGUGCUUCAGGUGCUCUACAUCUGGGUCAAUGGCUCGAAACAAAAAGAAGUUGCUCAAGCCCGACUUCUAUGCACCAGCUUGAUCCCGAGACGACGAAGGCAUGGUACAGGUAUCAUCACCCCAGUAGAGACGUACGUGCGUCACGAUUCGCUGGCGUGA
Molecule: messenger RNA, 192 nt
Organism: Peronospora matthiolae
Lineage: Eukaryota; Oomycota; Peronosporomycetes; Peronosporales; Peronosporaceae
Source: the annotation of a GenBank genome assembly